Messenger RNA from Zymoseptoria tritici IPO323, 1197 nucleotides. RefSeq lists its product as uncharacterized. Gene Ontology annotation, molecular function: 3'-5' exonuclease activity; nucleic acid binding. Gene Ontology annotation, cellular component: nucleus. Bases 13 to 1197 code for a protein of 394 amino acids. Gene Ontology annotation, biological process: ribosomal large subunit assembly; rRNA processing. The record is from RefSeq and is a predicted model, not a curated record. Lineage: Eukaryota; Fungi; Ascomycota; Dothideomycetes; Mycosphaerellales; Mycosphaerellaceae. The transcript has a single exon.
UAACACAACGACAUGGCGGGCCCCGAUCUCAGCCAAAUCUCGAGCAACUGGAAGAUCCUACAGGAAAGACUGAAAGCCGGCAAAAGACAAGACCAAAAAGUCGCAUCGAUCAAAGCAGCAACAAAUGGCGCCGGCAUAAAACGAAAGAGACCUUCGACAACAGACACCAAACCUCCUUCCGCGAUCAAAAAGUCCCGCUUCACAAUCUCCGACGCCAACACCACCUCCCUCCCCCGCAAGAAACGCCCCUCCUCCACCUCUAAAAUGGGCGCCCUCACCUCCACCCCAACAUCAACCACAACCGCCCAAAAAGCCUCCCGCCUAAUCCACGACCACGACAUCCCCGCCGCCGACAUCUCCGCCGCCUACGGCACCACAACAACCUCCCUCACCCAACCCACCGACCAAAUCAACAUCGGCCACCACCCGACCCACGUCCCCGGAAAAUUCCUCGCCCUCGACUGCGAAAUGGUCGGAACCGGUCCCCCGCCCCACGUCGACAACCUCCUCGCCCGAGCUUCCCUCGUCAACUUCCACGGCCAACAAGUCUACGACUCCUACGUCCUCCCCCCAGCGGGGAUGAAAGUCCAAGACUACCGCACCCACGUCUCGGGUAUACAACCGCACCACAUGCGAGCCCCCUUCGCGCGGCCGUUUGAGGUGGUGCAGAGGGACAUAGCGGACUUGUUAGAGGGGAAAGUGCUGGUUGGACACGCGGUGCGGAAUGACUUGAAUGUGUUGAUGAUUACACAUCCGAAGAGGGAUAUACGGGAUACAUCGCGGUAUGCGAAGUAUCGAGUCGAAAGUCGAGGGAAACCGCCCGCGUUGAGAAAGUUGGCAAAGUCGGAAUUGGGACUGGUGAUACAGACGGGAGAGCAUAGUUCGAUUGAAGACGCGAGGGCUACGAUGGCGUUGUUUCGGAAAGAGAAGGUGGGGUUUGAGGUGGAGAAUCGGAAGGUUUUUGGGCAGCCGCGGAAAGUGGGGAAGGGAGGGAAGGCGAGGGAGGAGAGUGUGGAGGAUGAGAGUGAGGAGGAGGAUGAUGUGGUGGAGAGCGAUGGGGACUUGGAUCUGAUUGAUGGGGAGGAGGACGAUGAGUUUGCGGACGAGCUGCCGGUUACGGAGAGGGUUGGUGCUGGAGGUGGAGCAGGGGGUGGGACGAAGAAGAAGAAGAAAAAGAAGAGGACGAAGAGGAAGUAG